Lynx canadensis (Canada lynx) is the source of this 3345-nucleotide messenger RNA. It is a transcript of the gene LRRC74A, whose product is annotated as leucine rich repeat containing 74A. NCBI's taxonomy places the organism in Eukaryota, Metazoa, Chordata, Mammalia, Carnivora, Felidae. The record is from RefSeq and is a predicted model, not a curated record. Gene Ontology annotation, molecular function: protein binding.
GUCUCCGGGUUGCGAGCACUGGGUUUUCAACCAGACACUCGGCUGGAGAGCGGAGAAGCGGCUGUGAAAGAUGUUCCUCAUUCUUCUGAGUGGCAAAGAGGGAUUUCCGUGUCCCCAAGCCCUCCAGUCACUGACCUGACCGUUGUGCUGGAAGCUUAUCAAGAAGGAACAAACACGCCUCCAGAUUCUCUUGAUAGUAAACUGCAAGUGAACUUCAACUCCAAGACAUGUGAAAACAGCCAAGCGCGGGAAUGAUGGUUGAGUGGUUUCAAGUUAGGCAGCCCAGUAGUUUGGAUUGAACAGUACUUCGGCUGCAACAAAUUGUAGUGAUAGAGCAUAUGUUUGUCGUGCUUUGCUUUUGAUCUUCUGCUCCAACGUGAGGAUACUCUCCCAAGGGGGAAAGAAAAAAGGAAUGAGAACAGGGUAGAAGAAAACUGACUUCACCCAUCACUGAAAUAUUUCGUACCUGAAGCACAACCACCUUGAGAGAAGAACAUGGUGGUGCGUCUUCACAGUCACCUGAUUAAGGGGCUUGGAUUUGUUCCUGACUCAGAGGGAAACGCCACCACCAAGAAGCCUCCCCACAACACCUGCCCACUCACAGCCGAGCCCGGGCUCGGCCCCAGUGGACAUAUGAGGAAAGAGGACUGCCAGGGCCACCAAGAGGGCGGGAGGCUGGCUGUUGCCAGGUCCACCCAUGUGGAUCACAAUGGCUGCAUGAGGUCAUGGAAUGUUGAAGAGGUGACAUUAAAGUGGCUCUUAAGUCACAAAGUCGCAGGAGGGUGGGCAUCCUUUUGACAGGGCUCCCGGGAAUAGAGCCAUACCACUCUCCCUGAUGAUCUCAGCAAUUAGCUGCUUCUCCCAGACAGAGUUGGGGUCAAAUCCACGCAUGUCCUCUUCCCACCAAAGCCCACUCUCUCCAGGCUUGCUGGGGAGGAAGAAUAACUACAGCCCCCCUGGGAUUUGUCUGUGUGAGGGCAGGGUGCACGAAGUUUGAGGCAGAAGUGAAUGGACGGGUGUGCUUCUUAGGGAAGCAGCAGAAAGGUGACAAGAAGUGGACAGUGGCCCCCGAGAGGGCCCUGGCACCAUGGACAAUGAUGAACCUCUUGAGCCUGAGACAAAAGAUGAACCUGAAACCGAGCCAGCAGCCCGGAACAGUGACGAGACCGUCUACUGUGAGGCUGAGGCCACUGUGGCUGUAGAAAAAGAGAAGCCAGGCGGGGAGAGCUCAGAAACAGACCUGGAGAUCGAAGAUACGGAGAAACUUUUCACCACCGGACAAAGGGAGCUGUACCUGGAGGCCUGCAAACUGGUGGGUGUAGUGCCCGUCUCCUACUUUAUCCGGAACAUGGAGGAGUCCUACGUGAACCUCAACCACCAUGGGCUGGGACCCAGUGGUACCAAGGCUAUUGCCAUAGCCCUGGUGUCCAACACGAGUGUUGUCACCCUGGAGCUGGCAGACAACUGUAUCAUGGAGGAGGGCACCUUGAGCCUGGUGCAGAUGCUGCAAGAGAACUACUAUCUGCAAGACUUGAAUAUUUCCAACAAUGAUCUUGGCUUGAAGGGGGCCAGCACCAUCUCAGAAUUUCUUCAGAGAAAUACCUCUUCGCUCUUGAACCUCCAGCUUUCAGGAAAUAACUUCAAGGACGAAUCCGCAGAGUUGUUCUGCCAAGCCUUCUCGGCCAAUUACCGAAUUAAGACACUGGAUCUCAGCCACAACGAGUUCUCUGAUAAGGGAGGAGAACACCGGGGCAGAUGCUGGGUGAAUGAUUCCCUCCCUCCUCUAGCCCUCAAUAUAGGACUCCAGUCACUGGAUCUGAGCUGGAAUCAGUUCCAACGGGGAGCUGUGGCCUUGUGCAAUGGUCUCCGGGCUAAUGUAACCCUGCAGAAACUGGAUCUCUCUAUGAACGGCUUUGGGAAUGAGGGGGCUACGGCCCUGGGAGAGGUCCUCAGGCUCAACAACUCCCUGGUCUACAUAGACGUCAGCAGCAAUGACAUCAGCAACGAAGGAGUCAUCAAAAUCAGCAAAGGACUGGAGUUCAAUGAGAGCCUCAAAGUUCUGAAGCUUUUCCUGAACCCUGUGAGUAUGGAUGGGGCUACGUUACUUAUCCUGUCCAUCAAGAGGAACCCCAAAUCCAAGAUGGAGGAGAUUGACAUUUCUAAUGUGCUGGUGUCUGAGCAGUUCGUAAAAAUAUUGGAUGGGGUGUGUGCCAUCCACCCCCAGCUGGACGUGACGUACAAGGCGGUGCAAGGCCUCUCUGCCAAGAAAGAGCUGCUCUUGUGGACAAACCCCAUGAAACUGAUCCAGAGCUAUGCAGACCAGCACCAAAUCACGGUCAUAGACUUCUUCAAGAGCUUGAACCCUAAUGGAAGAAUGAUGAUGUCUGUGGGUGACUUCCGGAAAGCUAUGAUACAGCAGGACAAGGUCCCUAUGAACCCGUACCAAGUCAGGGAGCUGAUAAAGAAGCUGGCUGAGAAAGGCAUGGUGAACUUCAGCUGCUGGUGUCUGGGUGGAACCCUGAAGAUUAUGAAGCCAGGGGGUAUCAAAAAUUGUGGACUAUGUUAUGGAUCAAUAAAAACAGCAAAGUUUUCUCCAGAUGCUUUUAAUGCAUCUCUUGCAUAAAAAUGAAAGGCAGCAAUUUUCUGAUCAAAUGUUAUGUUUUGUUUGGGUAGCUUUGGGGAAAUUAUGGAGAUACAGGGAAGCUAAAAUCCACCCCCUCGCCCCCAAUCCUCCAGGCCAACCCUCAACAUUACCAAUCCCAAGAAAGUGAAGGACGAGAGUCAAAACCUGCCUGCGAUAGUCUGGGAACCUUCCCAAAGUUGGAGUAAUUCCGACUAGUGGCCACUAGGUGUCAGGUCAGCUUCAAAUUCCUGGUGAACACACCGCUUCCAGAUCCUUACAGAACGCUUUGCAGCCUUUGUACUUUCUGUGAUCUCCCAAACUUCUGCCCACCCCCCCCCCAAAAGCCCGACACAUGAAAUCUGAGCCCGGGAGUGUCCAGCAGCCUGACACUUGGGCAAACCUCUCCAACGCUCAAUGUCCUCGUUGUGAAUUGCGGUUUCUAACAGGGAACUUUGCACCCGUACUGUGAGGCAGAAAAUCAGGGGUGGGCGGGUAAAAACUCCGUAAAUAUUCAGUCCCCUCCCCCAGUCAGUCCACCCUGGAGCCCGGCAAAGCCGCAAGAGGAGACAGUGUUUCAUUUGGAUAGGACUGCACGAGGAACUCAUCCUCUAUCAGCUUGCCCAGUCUGGAGGCUGGUGGGCGGGAGCUGCAAGCCCAAGGUGGAGGUAGAGGAAUCUUGCAAAGUAGGAGAGGCCAGCGGGUCAAAAUGACCCAGAGGCAUU